AUUAUAAUGGAGCUAACUUUUGCAUAAAAGUAUAGAUUUACUUUAGAUAAGAAAAUAGGAUUAGGAGCAUUUGGUUAAAUAUAUUUAGGUAUAAAAUAAUUAUAUAAAAGGUAAUAAUAUAAAAAGUGGAGAAGAAAUUGCUAUAAAAUUAGUAACUGAAAUUCUAAUAUUUUUUAGGAAAACGUAAGCAAUAAACAUUCGCAAUUAUUACAUGAAGCAAAGAUUUACAGAAUAUUAUUAUUAGAUGGUCCUGUACCAGGAAUUCCAAAUUUACAUUGGUUUGGAUAAGAAGGAGAUUUUAAUGUUUUAGUUUUGGAUAUUCUUGGACCAAGUUUAGAAGAUUUGUUUAAUUAUAAUGGAAGAAAGUUUUCACUAAAAUCAGUUUUGAUGUUAGCAGAUCAAGUAGAUAUUAUUAUUUGAUUGUGUUUAUCUUUAGUUAUUAACAAGAAUUUCAUAUUUGCAUAGUAAAGACUUUAUUCAUAGAGACAUUAAACCAGAGAAUUUUUUAAUUGGUUUAAAUAAGAAGGCUGACAAUAUUUAUAUGAUUGAUUUUGGUUUAGCCAAUAGAUAUAGAUAUUAAAGAACAGGUAUAAAUUUAUAAUAUAAAGAAACUCAUAUUUAAUUUGGAGAAAACAAUUAAUUGGUAGGAACAUGUAGAUUUUCUAGUAUAAAUGCACAUUUAGGAAUUGAAUAAAGUAGAAGAGAUGAUCUUGAAUCUAUAGGAUAUAUGCUAAUAUAUUUUUUAAGAGGAUCUUUACCAUGGUCAGGAAUUAAAACAGAAACAAAAAAAGUUAAGUAUGAAAAAGUAGGUGAAUGUAAAAUUGCUACUCCAAUAGAUAAGUUAUGUGAGGGAUUUCCUGGUAAUUUAAUGUAUUUUCAUUUUAGAGGAAUUUGUUAAAUAUUUUAAUUAUAUAAAGAGUUUAAAAUUUGAAGAAAUUCCAGAUUAUGUUUGGAUUAAAAGAUUAUUUAAGGAUCUAUUUUUUAAAUAGGAAUACAUUUGGGAUAAUGUAUUUGAUUGGGCUUAAGAGACUAAAUGA
Paramecium sonneborni is the source of this 1037-nucleotide messenger RNA. The record is from the annotation of a GenBank genome assembly. NCBI's taxonomy places the organism in Eukaryota, Ciliophora, Oligohymenophorea, Peniculida, Parameciidae.